Molecule: messenger RNA, 1206 nt
Organism: Maylandia zebra (zebra mbuna)
Lineage: Eukaryota; Metazoa; Chordata; Actinopteri; Cichliformes; Cichlidae
Gene: rbm48
Product: RNA binding motif protein 48
Cellular component (GO): nucleoplasm
Molecular function (GO): nucleic acid binding
Source: RefSeq, a predicted model, not a curated record
GAAUGAACCUUUAUUUUGAAAUGCAUCAAGUGAAAAGUUAAUUUCCACAAACAUGGCGGCUCCCGUCAACAACAGCUCUGGCUGCUGGAGAGUCCCGGAGGUUUACAAACAUCACGAACAGCAGAGAGUGUGCAUUUCUCGACCAAAAUAUAGGGAAGGAAGAAAAGCCAAAGCAGUUAAGGUUUACACCAUAAAUUUAGAGAGUCGUUACCUGAUGGUCCAAGGGGUCCCAGCGAUUGGGGUUAUGACUGAGUUGAUUCAGCUGUGUGCCCUCUAUGGAGCUGUGGAGGAGUACAGGCCCCUGGACGAGUAUCCUGCCGAGGAGUUCACAGAGGUGUACCUCGUAAAGUUCCAAAAACUCACAAGUGCCAGAGCAGCAAAGCGACACAUGGAUGAGAAAGGUUUCUAUGGUGGUGUGCUGCAUGUGUGCUACGUCCCCGAAUACGAGACUGUGGAAGACACCAGGCUCAAGCUGCAGGACCGGAGGAGCUAUGUCAUCCGGGCUGCUCAGAAAAGAGUGAGAGAAAGGGAACAGAAAGAGGACACACAAGAGGAGCCUACUUCAUCGGAAACAACUACCACGUCAGACGACAACAUCCUCACACACAAACAGACCUCUGGAAAUGACAAUACAAGGGAGACUCCAAACAUCAGCCACUAUUUAGGCUUUCCUCUACUGCCAUUACCUCCCCAAGAACAUCAUUACCAUAGGCCUAAAAGUCAACAUUUACCAACAGAGGAUAAAAUGGGGACUUUGCACAAUACCUGUGCUGACACAUUAGAGCAGCGAGAAGGGAGUUCAAGGAGCAAACAGACCUUAUCGAGCAGACCGUCAGCACGUCAGGCUGCGGCAGUCAGAUUUCUUCCUCGGACCACACACUUGGAGAAACGGAAACGCAAAAUGGAAGAGGCUGAGGAGACCUCCAGUACUGUUUCUGGGCAGAACGAGCCUUUGAUUGGACCAAAACUACCAGAACCAUCCAAACUGGACAUGGAGGAUGAGUCACUGAACACAACUGUCAGCCUGAUCAGGAACACAAUGAAGCAGGUGACAUCGAGUCCAGACAUCAAACCAGUGGAGAAGAAGGUCAAACCACGCCGUCGGAUUUGAUAGAGCAGGAUUUAUUUAUUUUUUCUUAAUUAAACAAAUCUUGCAUCACAGCACCGUUCCAUUGAGGUUAAUAUUAAAGAUGUUUUGGCUAGGUA